Molecule: messenger RNA, 1113 nt
Organism: Schistosoma turkestanicum
Lineage: Eukaryota; Metazoa; Platyhelminthes; Trematoda; Strigeidida; Schistosomatidae
Source: the annotation of a GenBank genome assembly
AUGCCACCAAAACAAGCAUCAAAGGCUGGGAAGAAAGAGCCAACGAAAAAGCCUAUGAAACCCAAAGAGGGUGGAGGAAAAGCUAAAAAGAAAAAAUGGUCUAAAGGAAAAGUUCGAGAUAAACUUGCCAAUAUGGUGUUGUUCGAUAAUGCAACUUUUGAAAAGCUGCUAAAAGAAGUCCCACAGUAUAAGGUAAUAACACCCUCGGUAGUGUCAGAACGGUUGAAAAUUCGAGCGUCUCUGGCACGGCAUGCUCUUGAGGAGCUGUGGCGUCGAGGGAUGAGACUAAAUCAAGAAACAAUAUUGGAAACAACUCGACUGUUCAUGGUUCCCUACCUAUCCGAAUAUGUUCCAAAGUACCACAGUUGGAUGCAGGAUUCGUGGCUGAGAGCAAGUACAUCUUCGGAACAGCUAACUUUAGACGAGGAAUUUGAAGCACAACAGCAAUGGUGUAAUUCAGAUGAUCGAUUAACGUUUAUUUUACUGAAUAAACAAUUAUUUCAUAAUUAUUGGUCAUUAAAAAACGCUACUACUGCUGCUACUACUACUAGUACAACCGAGAUGGAACUAGUUGAAUCCCAAUUCAAUGGUCAUAAUGAAAAUGCAGAAAUUUUCUCUAUGAUUGGUGAUGUCAAUUUGUUUAUUACAUAUUCUCAUAUUAUUAAUGAUUAUGAAGGUGAAUUAUCUGUUAUGAUUGCUGAAUCCAAAUAUCGUGGGCAAGGUUUAGCAGCUGAAGCAUUAGCUGGCAUUCUUCAAUAUGUUGGCCAUCAACGCUUACCGAUCACAUUAAAUUCAUUUGUAGCUAAAGUAUCAAUGAAUAAUGAAGCAAGUAUAAAAUUUUUUAAAAAUCGUUUAAAAUUUAUUGAACGAUCAAGAAAUCCUAUAUUCAAUGAGAUUGAAUUUGUACCAGAAAUACAACAAUUGUCAAGUGAAGAUCAGAAUCCAUUGAAAUUGAAUAAUAAUAAUAAUAAUAAUAAUAAUAAUAAUAAUAAUAAUAAUCUUGCUUUGCGUACAUCUCAACAAAUUAUCGAUCAACUUAUAAAUACAUCAUCUUCUAAAUGGUACUACAAAGAAAUGAAUUUGAACUUAUGGCGUCAAACAUGUAGGGAAUGA